Messenger RNA from Daldinia childiae, 834 nucleotides. Its product is annotated as putative cell division control protein 14 protein. The transcript has 2 exons. NCBI's taxonomy places the organism in Eukaryota, Fungi, Ascomycota, Sordariomycetes, Xylariales, Hypoxylaceae. Bases 1 to 834 code for a protein of 277 amino acids. The record is from RefSeq and is a predicted model, not a curated record.
AUGGAGAACCUCCUAUCCCUCGCGUUCGAUAAUCUCUCAUCUUACGAUAGCCUUAAGAUCCGCAAGGGUCUACGUCAGGUCGAGGGUCUACUAGCUAAUAUUUGCCUGUCGCGAUCGCAGGGUAAAGAACGCCGCGGUUCUGUCAUUGCGCAGCAGCAAGAUGAGCAGGAACCUCUUCCCCCAAAGACCCUCGAUGAAAUUACCGACGACCCGGCUUUUUACGAAUUCUUCAAACUCCAGGAGGGAUUCGAAUGGAACGUCGCUAUGCGCCUGGUUAAUACUCUCGACCGCCUCUUAGCCAGGGGUAGCGACGGUUCCAACGACCUCCUAAUACUAAGCGCACUAGAUUUAGUUCAAGGUGUCAUGUUGACACCCGCCGAGCAAAGCCAUCUUCUCGCGCGAGAUGCACAUGAACUCACCGCCCUUGUCGACGCGCCACGCAACACGCGUACCUUCGAAGCCCUCGACGGCUUGCUAACCAUAACCUCCCUCUUUCGCAACCGAUGCACGAGCCGCGACGUCAAGCUCAAGCUCGUCGAGUUCUUGUACUUUUACCUCAUGCCCGAGGUCCCCUCCAUCCCUAGCGCACGCGCCGCUCAGGAACUCGGCGUCCCACCUUUGCUCCAACGCAGCCCUAGUAAGCUUGCAAAGGCCUUUGCAUUUACUGGUGCGGGAAAGGGGGCAGCGGAUGGUGCGCGCCCGAAGUCUGCAGAGGAUGGAGAGACUAGGACUCAAGAGGAGAAGCAGGCGCUGCUCGGUCGCCAUCUGAGCAGCGUACAAGAACUCGUGGAGGACUUGCGACAGAACACACCUUUUGGGGGCGUUGUGAUGUAG